GGCCGUGGUCCGUGGGUUCAUCUCUGCCUACGUGAGCCCACAAGUGCAAAUAGAUAAUUACGGGGCCCUUCAUAGCUCCUGGCUGUGUCAAUAUACAUUAUCCAAGAUGUUGACAUGCGGUGAACCAAAGCUUGAUGUUGAGAGUUUGUGGACAUCAGCCAUCUGGCAACACCUCUGCCUGAUCUGUCACCAGCCAGCUGACAGUGUGUCUGGCUGUAGGUACAGUGCCUUCUGCCUGGCUGGAGGGACUGCUUUGGACAGACAAGAUGCAGUCCUUCUGUGUAGUUUUGACUGUUGCAGUUUUCAGUGUGACGGAUGGAAGGCUGGUGUUCCCACCUGGUUCUGAUAUGGGAUACAUUGUUCCUGAUGAACCCGAACAAGAAAGCUUCAUGGACACUGCCAACUGGUUGCGUGAUGUUGAUGAAUAUAGAGCUGAACCAUUGAGAGGAGAACGUGAGGCUGAUGAUUCCCAUGCAAGCUGGAGUGAGAGAAGAUCUCUGCAUCAACCUGAGGCAGCACAAAGAGGUCCGCCCAAAGAUCUACCAGACAACUUGAAGGAUGACAAACAUGGGGUGGCCAUGGGAAUACCACAUGUCAAGUGUGAUAAUGCAAAGAUUAACCUCACAUUAGACUGGGAUUACUCUCCAGUGAAUUAUACAUGUUUCGGGCUGAAGUACAAUCGUUUACCAGUUCGAAAGAAUUUCAAGUCUGUUGAGAAGUGCAUUGAGUUGCCCAAGAACUAUACUCCACAGCAUGUGUGUAUGAACCAGAAACUUUCAUACAACACUACCUUGCCAACGUAUGGACCACAUCGUCCCCUAUGGCCCGUGUUUGGAGAAUAUAAAUUUGUUCCUGUACAGAGAUGGCUUCAUUCUUUGGAGCAUGGAGGCAUUGUUAUGCUAUAUGAUCCAUGUACUGAGCCAUUACUGGUUGAACAGCUACGCAAGAUACUCACUGGGUGUUUCCGGAAACAUAUUAUUACCCCUUACACUCUUCUGUCUAAGGAACGACCAUUAGCACUUAUGGCAUGGGGAUGCAGUUUGGAGAUGGCUACUGUCAAUGAAGCUGAAGUGAAGGCCUUCAUUAAGACUCGUGCUCUUCAUGGGCCAGAGGGACAUUAUCCCAAGAAUGGAAGCUUCAAAGAAGGGCUGUUGCAUAAGGCUAAAUACCCAACUAAAUAUGAAAAUGACUCCAUAAUAUGCCCAGAAAAUGAACAGGUUGUGCAUUAUCUUAGGUAGGUUAUACUGUCUUGUCCACAAUGUUGUUUUCAAAGGUAACGAAGACUAAAAUUACAACUUUUCUUAAAAUAUCCAUCUUCCAAAAUAUAUUUGAAUACCCUCUAAAAUCCAAGUGGCUUCUUAGAAUAUAUGAAAUAAUUCUAUUCCAAAUUGAAAAUGUAUAAAACUUUUAGAGUGGGAAUUUUACUAGAUUUCAACACACAGGUCAUUGAUUUUCAAGGCACCAACGGUGAAACUCACUAAAGGCAUGUAAUCUCGACCUAAUUACAUUUCAAAGGAUCAAGAAGCAUUUUUGGAUAUGAAGUAAUGAAGUUGUUGAUGAAAUGAACAUUCCUCUCUAAUCUUAGCCAUUUAUUUUGGUGUUCUGAAUUUACUUUACUUUCUCAUAACAUAUUUAUUCAGGAACAUAGACUUUUGUACCACUUAUAUUUUAAUCUAUUCUGCUACUAGGGUAAAACUUUUCUUUGAAGAAUUUCAUUGGAGAAUCUCAUAAAAGACUUGCCUGUGAAUAACCUUCCUUGCAAUAUUUCAAUUUCAUCUCACUGUAUGGAUACAAAUCAUUAUUCAUAAGCAUUGGAAGAAUAACCAACAAUAGAGAUGAAGAAACUCAAUACUUCUUGGACCAAGGGGAUUAUUUCAUAUUGUACUGAAGCUGUUGUCCUCUAUUUUCUAUACAUUUUCCUUUGAUGCAUCAUUCAACAUUUGUUAGUGUCAGGAUGCAACACUGGUGCUUACAGGAGUGCUGAUGACAUAUUACUUUUGUGUUUUGGCAAAGAUUUGGUUACUCAGUUAUGUCAAAUGUUAGUGCUUUCUCUCACCACCAGCAAUUUUUUUUAGAUAUACAACAUUGAUUCUGGGAGGGACAUAGGCUAUGUCUUAACUCCUUCCAAUCCAAAAAUUUUAUAUUAUAUUCAGACAUACCAUAUCAUAUUUUCAUAACAUACAUGUAAAACAUAAACUUUAACUGGAAUGAUAGGGAAAGAACAUGCUAAGUUUACAAGCUUGUCGUGUCAGGUCAGUGAUGCCUGCCUGAUUCAUAAAACUCACUGAUCUUAUGUUAAUAGCAUCAUGAUGUGGAGGGAAAGGAAAAAGGAGAUUGAAGAUAUGGCUAACCACACAGAGAACAUUUCAGGGAGAUUAACGAUAGUGAUGUGACUGAGGAUAGUAAUUAUGUUAGUCUAAUGAAUAAGCAAUAUGAGCCUGAUUUUUAAUGAUGGAGAAUUGUCAGUUAAUAUUCUACUUUAUUUUUUUUUCAUUUAUGCAAGGUAACAAGAAACUGAAAAUAGUUAGAUGUAAGCCUAUAUCUGAUCUCAAUGUUUGGUUGACACUAUAUAGUAAAAAAAAAAUGUCGCCCUGCUGUACACAUCACUUUGCAAUCAACAUUAAUGCAAACAUUUCUAGGUAGUCCAAGGAUAUAUUAUUCUAUCCUUAUCUCUCAUUGCAUCAUGUUUUAUCUUUCAUCCUCUCUCUGUUCAAUGAGGAAUUCAUAAUGCUGUAAUGUGAGUGUACCUAGUCAACACUCACCAGUUUUCAGUGGGAGGAAAAAUUAUGAUAGGUGCAGUAGAGUAAAGAUAUGUAUAACUACCCAUGCUUGCUUGCUCUCUCUCUCUCUCUCUCUCUCUCUCUCUCUCUCUCUCUCUCUCUCUCUCUCUCUCUCUCUCUCUCUCUCUCUCUCUCUCUCUCUCUCUCUCUCUCUCUCUCUCUCUCUCUCUCUCUCUCUCUCUCUCUCUCUCUCUCUCUCUCUCUCUCUCUCUCUCUCUCUCUCACUGGAUAUCCAGCAAAUGCUGUGUACCAAUUCACUUUAUAUAGUGUCCUAUGAAACAUCAGAAUCACUAAAAUAGAAUAUGAUUAUGGUCCUUGAAGGAGUGUACCUUUAUUCUAGUAGUCUAUCUUGUUUAUACUUUUAUUUUACUUUUGAAUUUAUAUUAGGUUGUGAAUAUGUUCAUACUCAUUAGUUUAAUUUUAUCCUAUUUUAUGUUUAAUAAUUUUGUUAAGGUCACGUCAGGAUGUGGAGCUACUCACACCGCAUCUUUUAUAGAACAGAAAAAAAGUAUGUUUACAUGUAGGAAGCAACUGGCAAUCUGGAGACAUUUCUACAGUUCUCAUACCUUGAAGGAAUGUAAUAUUGAAGAAAUUUUGUCAUUGAGCAUGAUGUCAAUAGUUGAAAUAUGAUAGUUUUGAUUACAACACUAAUGGAUCAGAUCAGUUACAUAUUUCAGGAGUGCAUACUAUAUGUGUUACAAGAUAAUUAUUCAGACCAGAUCAAAAGAAUGGCUGUUCCUGAAAUACAUAUGUUGAAAUGUUUAGACUUCACACACCAGCAAUUUUUCAGAUACUUUCAGUAUUUUCAUAUUUUGUUAAUAUGAAAAGUCUGACAAAUCCUGACAUUCUUAUUGUUUAACAUGCUCUUAAAUUCUCCAGUCACACAACUGUUCUCAAAGGCAACCAUAAAUACCAUAAACAACCAUAAAUACUGGUAGAUAGAUUUAACUGAUUGCAAUAGAGUGGGCCCUGAGUAUGUGCCUACUGCUUGUGUGACUUCUUUAUCUCAGAGAAGGGUUUAAAAACCCAAGAUCUUUUUUAUCUAUGGUUUUAUUUUAUUAUGAUGAUUUGGUUUUAUAGCAUGAUCUUUUGCUUAUUUUUGUAAUCUAUGUAAACUCUACUUUCAAGUCUUUCCUCUUUUUAGCAUACCUAUUAUACUCAUGCACCUUAUUUUGUUAUGUAAAUGGCCUUUAUUUCAUAAUAGGACCUUCAGUUUCACUUGCAUACAUUUUUUUUUACAAACCCUUUAGAUUUCAUAAUUUCAGGAAGGUUAAACUAAAUCUUUAUUUUCACCCAUUCCACUAUUUCAUAUUUCACUAUCUGUAGUUGUACCAGUUCCCAUGCUGCAUCUUUCAUGUAGAGUUUUAUUUCUGUUAGAUAAUUAAUUUUCACAUCAUGUACUUCUAACUGUUGAGCCCAAGCUAUCUUAUGUUUAUCUUUUUAUUUAUACAUCAGUGCUGACAUUAUUAUAUGUUUCCUAAAUUUCUCUCUUACCUACACAUAUAUCUUCUCUCACUUAAUCUUUGCAAAAGAUUCUAAAGCAUAACUACUUUACUCAGCCUUCCCUUUUCUUCCAUCCUUCUAUUUGGAUAACAGUUUCCAAAUACUUGAACUUUCUUUCUCAAUUUCAUGUCCUUAAACCUUAUACUAUCCUGUUGCUGAUACACUGAUAUUCUGUGGUGUAACAAGUCAUAUGUCUGCAUCCUUCUCUCAAGAAUAAACAAAACAAAAAUGCUUUUCCUAUCACUCACCUUUAAUUUCUUUCCCUCACAUUAACAGGCUUUGUUUUUGGCAAGCACAUAGACAUUGUAUAUCUUCAUAUUUAUUUUAAGGUUUAUUUAUAGACAUUAUGUAUUUUUCAAAGUUGAGGAAGAGCCUAUAUGUUGUUGAUUAUUUGUUUGAUAAUGCAUAGUGCAAUUAUACUAGUAUGCUUUUCCUAUAUCUAUGAUAACUAUAUAUAAAUUUCCAUUCUCUCCUUAGUAAUUUUGCAAUAUAAUUCAAAAUGCAAAUAUCCUAUUAAUAUACUCUUUCUUUCUUAAUCCCAUCCUACUCCUUGAUCAACUUCCCUUCACUUACUUCCAUCCAGUGGUUACCUGAGAAAUGUCUGUGAUGGAUUUAGAAUGGAUGGUGAUAGUAACUAAAGUUUAUGAAUUAGUUUUGAUAUGAUAAGUAAAUGUUUAAUAUAUGAAGUUUAUAAUGGUUGAGGUGUUUAAAUGCAGUACUCUGAGGUGGUUUGACCACAGAAUGAAUGGCAAAAAGUGAAAUGAUUUGCCAAUAUAUAAGGAAGACCAGUUGCUGCUCUAUGAAGUCUUAAUGGCUUUGCAUGUAAUUACAGUAACAAUAAUCUAAGUCAUGGGGAUCACAGACUCCUUGCUUUAGCUUAGUCAAGCCAAGAAUUAGAGUUAUGUUUUAUAUGUAUUUUUUUUAUUAACUGAUGGAAGUAAAGUUUUGGAACUCCAGAAAUAACUGAGUGCAGAAAUGAUAGGAUGUUCAGGUGGCGAGCUGCAGAUGUGCUUUAAUUGCUAGAUUUAGGAAAAUAGGGAAAACAAGUUCUUUCUUUAUCAUUAUGUGUAGUAAGAUAGGUGGUCAUUUUAUGUACGAUGACUUCAUCAUACCUAUGAGGUGGUGAGUAUGGAAGGUAAAUAUAUACAUAUUUUCAGCUCUAGUAAAAUAUUUAUUAAUGAUAAUAGAAAUUAUAUCAGUUUCAUAGGAUUGUUAAGGAUAAAUUCAGCUGGAUAUGAAAGCAAAUAAUAAACAUUGUACUUCAAUACUUCUACAAAUGGAUUGGACCUGCAAAGAGACAUUCAUAGAAAAUAUGAGAAUGUUUCUGAAGUUCUCUUCAAAUGCAAGAUAAGCUAGUCUUGUUGUUUAUUGAUACAAUAAAAUGAAUGUUUCAUUACUGGA
Molecule: messenger RNA, 5684 nt
Organism: Portunus trituberculatus (swimming crab)
Lineage: Eukaryota; Metazoa; Arthropoda; Malacostraca; Decapoda; Portunidae
Exons: 8
Coding region: 267-1238 (323 amino acids)
Cellular component (GO): cytoplasm
Source: RefSeq, a predicted model, not a curated record